This is a messenger RNA of Corvus hawaiiensis (hawaiian crow), 4337 nucleotides long. It is a transcript of the gene CEP120, whose product is annotated as centrosomal protein 120. Gene Ontology annotation, cellular component: centriole; centrosome. The transcript is spliced from 20 exons. The record is from RefSeq and is a predicted model, not a curated record. Gene Ontology annotation, biological process: interkinetic nuclear migration; positive regulation of centriole elongation; centrosome cycle. Bases 147 to 2903 code for a protein of 918 amino acids. NCBI's taxonomy places the organism in Eukaryota, Metazoa, Chordata, Aves, Passeriformes, Corvidae.
UUGGCGUUUAAAGGCUCCGCGGCGGCAAAAGGGCGGCGAGUGGCGGCAGCGCGGGAGGAGCGGCCUGAGGGCUCCUGGUUCCCUCUGCUCCGCUUCGGGAGCGGCCGCGCUUCCUGGCCCUGGCAGCGCCCGGGCGGAGCGGGGAGAUGGUGUCCAGCGCCGCCGAUCGGCUGCUGAUCGUCGUCUCUGUGCUGGAAGGGCGCUGUUUUCCAAAACGACCCAAGCACAUGCUUAUAGUUGAAGCCAAGUUAGAUGGUGAACAGCUGGCUACUGAUCCUGUAGAGCAUACUGAUCAGCCUGAAUUUGCUACAGAAUUGGCUUGGGAGCUUGGUAGGAAAGCGCUUCAUCAGCACAGGCUGCAGCGCACACCUAUCAAGCUCCAGUGUUUUGCAUUGGAUCCUGUAUCUUCAGCUAAAGAGAAUAUAGGCUACAUUGUACUGGAUUUAAGGGCUGCACAGGACAAGAAACAGACACCUAAAUGGUAUCCUUUGCUUGGUAACAAGUACCCUAAAUUUAAGCCUGAAAUACAACUUGGUGUUGCAUUGGAGACAGAUUCAAAAGCACUGGUCCAUGAUUUUAAAGCAAAAGAGGCACCCUCUAGAGAAGGGAAGGUACUCACCCUUUUUCCCGGACUAGACCCUAAAAGUAUUGUGCCAGUCUUGAAUGAAGAAGAGGGCUAUCAUCAAAUUGGACCACCAGAGUAUUGCAGAGAACACUUUGUCUUGUCUGUAACCAUUGCAUUUGCCACACAGUUGGAACAGUUAAUUCCUAGUACUAUGAAGCUCCCUGAUCUACAACCUGAGUUUUUUUUCUACUACUCAUUACUGGGAAAUGAUGUCACAAAUGAACCUUUCACUGAUUUAAUUAAUCCAAACUUCGAGCCAGAAAGAGCUUCAGUUCGAAUACGUAGCACAGUAGAAGUUCUUCAUGUUUAUCUUUGUGCGCAGUCAAAAUUGCAGAUCCAUCUUUGCUGUGGGGACCAUUCUCUUGGAAGCACUGAAGUACCCCUGUCUGGACUACUGAAGAAAGGAAAUGUGGAGAUUGAUCAACACCCUGUGGCAGUAGAAGGACCAUUUGUCCUUGUUGCGCCAAAUAGAGCUAAACAGAAACUGCCACAACUGCCAAUGGAUCUGGUUCCUGCUGUUGGGGUAUCUGUAAUUCUUCAAAGGGAGAGCUUGACUACCCAGCCUUUGAUUCCCUUAAAUGCUGCGACUGAACCCAAACAGCCACAGGAGAAAGUUCUUUCACCUGUUAGUGGAAAAACAGAGAGCCUGCAGCAGAGAUCCCAAACUGUGCCACCUCAAGCUGACCAAUGUUCUUCAAAAGAAGAUGUAGCAACAGAAAGUGAAGUGGAAAGUCUUAAGUUUGAAAAAGGCACAAAACCACAGAAAAGGGGUCUGGUGGCUGGCUGCCCUCAAGAGGUUAACAAACAGUGUCUUGAAGAGCUUCCAGCUUUGAAAUUGCAGAGCAGAGCGAAGUCACCUCAGUUAGAUGUGCAAAAUCCCACUGAUAGUGGUCCAGUAGCGAUAUCUCAGCCCAACCCUGCCGGUGUGUCCAGUUCUUCUGAGCCUGUGUCAGCGCAGAAAAUUGUCAUUCCAGCAGCCUCUCACCAUUUUUGCUUUUCAAUAGACUUAAGAAGUAUACGUGGUCUGGAAGUUGGUUUUCCAAUAAAUUGCAUUUUAAGGUACUCGUAUCCUUUUUUUGGCAGUGCAGCACCUAUUAUGACAAGUCCACCUGUAGAAGUCAGAAAGAACAUGGAAGUCUUUCUUCCAAAGUCAUAUUGUGCAUUUGACUUUGCAACUAUGCCUCAUCAGCUUCAAGAUACUUUCUUCAGAUUGCCUCUGCUGGUUGAAUUGUGGCACAAGGAUAAAACAGCCAAAGACUUACUUCUAGGGGUGGCAAGGCUUCAGCUUUCAAAUGUUUUGGCUUCAGAAAAAACCCGCUUCUUGGGUGGGAAUGGUGAACAAUGCUGGCGCCAGACUUGUAAUGAAACAGUCAGUGUCACAGCACCACAAGGGUCAGGUAGCAGAAUAGCCGAGCUUUCGUAUGCCAUCACCUUGGAAGACUACGGGCUUGUGAAAGUGCAAGAAGUUAUGGUGUCAGAUUCUUCUCAAGAUAUGGGUGCUGGUCAGCAACGGGAUGUCCCUCCCACUCAGCCUUGCUGUGCCCCAGAAGACCAUCCAGAACCUCGAGAAACUCUGGAAUACAAAGCAGCACUGGAGUUAGAAAUGUGGAAGGAAAUGCAAGAGGACAUUUUUGAAAAUCAGCUUAAAAAGAAGGAAAUGGUCCAUAUGCAAGCACUUGCAGAGGAAUGGAAGAAAAGAGAUAGAGAGAGAGAGGCAUUAGUGAAGAAAAAGGUAGCAGAAUAUAAUGUUAUGGAAGAACAGCUUCAGAAAACCCUGAAAGAUCUGGAUAAGCGAGAGCGACAGCUUUUUAGUGCUGAAUCGGAGCUUCAAAGAGUAAAGAAGGAGUUGCAAGCAGAGCAUGAACGAAAUCUGCAGGUGCUCCAGGAUUCUGUGCGUCGAGCCAGGGAGGAAUGUGCACACCAGCUUGAGCUAGAAAGGUCAAAAAUGAAACAGCUGGAAGAAGACAAGGUUCGCUUACAUCAGCAGCUUUAUGAAGCAGAAAAUAAGCAUAAGACUUUGGAGAAGGAGUUCCAGCAAUACAAAGAACAGCAAAGUAGCAAACCAGAAAUCCAGCUACAAUCAGAAAUAAAUCUUCUUACCUUAGAAAAGGUUGAACUUGAAAGAAAGUUAGAGUCAGCUACCAAGUCAAAGCUCCACUACAAACAACAAUGGACAAGGGCUUUGAAAGAACUUGCAAGGAUAAAACAGAUUGCCGUUGUGAGCAUGUUGCUGGACAGCAGAAACGUGUGGAUCAUUGAACUUCCCUGCCUGAAAUAGUAACACAUCAGCUUGUCAUGAAACCUGUGGUCCAACACACACUGUUUCUGGCCAGCAUGCAGUUAUGCCUUUCUUCUGCAGUGCAGUUGGAAGAAAGCUUUCAGAAUUUUUCCUCAUAGAUCUGAGUAAUAUACUGCACAAACAGAAGGACCGAAUUAAAAGGCUUCCACUCGGUGUAGUCACAGUUACGUGAUGAUUUGUGUUUAUGUGGAAGUAUUGCUGUCCUAGUAACAAGUGCGACUCUGUUUUGCAUUAGUUUUGCAGUAUUUAGCUUUUGGUCAAUUUUUGCGCAAUGUACCUUCAAAAAUAAUUCUCUCAUAGAAUUAUUGAGAUACACAAAUUUGACAGACUUAGAUUAAUACCCCAGCUUCCCAUGACAGUACCCCUAUUUUAAAAUGGGACAAUGAGAGCCUGAAUAAACUGAACUGCAGAACAAAGAGUUUUCUAAAGUUAAUCCUUAUCUCAUGAGCUGCAAAAAAAUUAUUGGACUGAAACUAAUCAUACUACAAAUCAGUGUAGGUUGAAAGGCUGAUAAGAGAUAAUGGCAAUUAAAAGUCCUCUCUCACGUAAGAGAGUUAAAUUUUUGACAUCACCUAAGAGGAAAAUGUCAAUCUCAUCCUCCACUGUAACAAGAUGGUUUUCCUACUGAUGAGUCAGUUUGCUUGUAAAUGCAUUCUUAUAUAAUUUAUUGUGAGGCCUUCAAGACUCUUACCACUGUUAGAUAAUGUUAACAGGAAAGCCAGGAUGUACUAGACAAAUUAAUUUCAAAACCAGAACUUGGAUAUGCAGGGUGUAUUGUAUCUACUUCAGUGAUAUCUGUGCUAAGUUUCUUUAUACUUGUUGUCUAAUCAGGAGAAGUAGCUAAUCACCAGACUGAAUUACUGGAUUCUUUACUUGUAAAGACAGAUACCUAGAAAUUUCUAGAUUUCUUCUGUGUGUACAGGGCAACAGCUCCACCCCUGAGACUAAAUAGGACUUCUCAAAGGAGAUUUAAUGUACUCAAAAUUUUAUGUCUGUUUGAAUUAAGGUGUUAGUUACAACUGGUUUAGCUUGUUUGUUUGUUUGUUUGUUUCCUGGAAACAGCAGUAUUUUAAUUUGCUUAACUUUGUAAAGGAUUUAGCUUUAGGAAAAUCCUACAUAGGAAAAUCCAAUAGAAAAUUGAAUGGGGACACCAAGAGUAGUGAUUGAUAGUCUCAAAGAGAAGUAAAUAUUAGCUUGUCCUUAUACUUGUAGAUUCUAUGUAAUUGAGGUAAUCAGAUUGACUGUCAAUCUAUUUACUUGUUCUGUUAAUUGAAAUUGUGCUAGUUUUGUGGCAGCCUGCUUGAGAUAAGAUCAUGCUCAGUGUUUUUUCUUACUACCUGCAUUUAGCAAAAUAAACAACUCAACAUUAUUGCAACUAUCAAAAUAGUUGCAAUAGUUCCAUUCUUCCUCAUA